Alternaria rosae is the source of this 2740-nucleotide messenger RNA. Its product is annotated as ADAM 8 precursor. Lineage: Eukaryota; Fungi; Ascomycota; Dothideomycetes; Pleosporales; Pleosporaceae. The record is from RefSeq and is a predicted model, not a curated record. Gene Ontology annotation, molecular function: metalloendopeptidase activity. The transcript has 2 exons. Bases 248 to 2680 code for a protein of 810 amino acids. Gene Ontology annotation, biological process: proteolysis.
CCCUCGUUGUCCGCUUGUCGGCUGCCAAGACGGUGGCUGGCAGGGGCUGUCAUGGCUGUGCAGAACGAUUACGACUCUCCAUUAUCGCUCGCCAUCGUUCACCCAGCGUAUAGCCUUUCGCCUCUACUAGCGUUUCUUCUGUAUACACGUACUUUGCCUACCCAUGUCUCUCGUUGCGUCGUCGUAGCUUUCGCUUUUUACCACCCUCCCCUUAUUCUCCUGAGCGGAGAAGCACCGCCACACGAGAAUGCGCAUCUUUGGGAGUCUCCGGGCGGCCAUCACCAUCGGCCUCGCCACCAUAACAGCCGCCUCAUCACACGCCCGCCCACCAUUGCGAAGCAUUGCGCUCGCCAAGAAUGCCGAUAUCCUCACACAAACACACCGCGUGACCGCCGUCUCGUCGUUCGACCUCGCUUUCGAUGUCUCCGGCAAGCGCAUCCGCCUGAGCCUCGAGCCCAACCACGACCUCUUUGUAGAAGGCGGCCGUAUAACACACCUCAACUCCGAUGGAUCGAUAGCACGGGAAGAACCGAUUGAGCGAUUGCGGCACAAACUCUACAAAGGCACAGCAUGGUUGAAGAGGGGGAACCGCUGGGACAAGGUCGGCUGGGCCCGGAUAGGGAUACGCAAGGACGGGCUGGAACCGCUAUUCGAGGGCACCUUCACCGUAGACCACGACCACCACCAUGUCAAGACGGCGACAAACUACAAGACGGUGCGGAAAGCCGACGACCCGGACGUUGACCUGCGCGACAAGGAAUACAUGGUUGUUUACCGCGAUUCGGACAUGAAGAAGUCCGCCGAAAACGACGAGGAGCGCAUGGAAUUGAAGAAGCGGGCAGACAGCGUCAAAUGCCCGUCAGACGAGCUGCUUUUCAACACACAGGCAGACCACCCGGUCUUUGCUAGUAUGCGCGCCCGCGACGUCUCACCCGCCAUGUCCCCAUCACUCAUAGGUGCCAUGUUCAAGCGACAGGACGACCUCCAGCCCGGAGGCAACGGUGCAGGUGUCGACCUUUCUUCCACCAUUGGCAGUACGGCCGGAUGCCCCGGCACGCGCAAGGUCGCGCUCGUCGGUGUGGCCGCCGACUGCACCUAUGUCCGCUCCUUCAACGGUGACAAGAACGCGACGCAGGAAAACAUCAUGGCCGCCAUGAACUCGGCUUCUGAGCUGUUUGAGAGCACCUUCAACAUCUCCCUCGGCCUGGCCAAUCUGCUCAUCACGGAACCCGAAUGCCCGACACAGCAACAGCAGGCGACACCAUGGAACCAAGACUGCAGCGGCAGCAUUACUAUUCAAGACCGUCUGAACCAGUUUUCCACAUGGAGGGGCCAGCAGAACGAUCAAUACUCACACUGGACAUUGCUAUCUACCUGUAACACCGGAUCCGCUGUUGGACUGGCUUGGCUUGGACAAGCCUGCACAACAGGCUCUCAGGACAACAGCGGAAACGCUGGCGAGACUGUCGCUGGUGCCAACGUUGUUAUCAAAACUGAAUCCGAGUGGCAGGUCAUUGCUCACGAGACGGGACAUACCUACGGUGCUGUGCACGACUGCACCUCACAAUCCUGCGCAAACAGCGACCUGGUCAGCGCACAACAAUGCUGCCCCCUCAGCCAAGGCAAAUGCGACGCCGGAGGUGGCUUCAUUAUGAACCCUUCGACUUCUGACGGCAUUUCCCGCUUUUCCGCUUGCUCUAUUGGAAACAUCUGCUCUGCGCUCGGACGUAACAGUGUCAAGUCUCAGUGUCUUACCAACAACCGCGAUGUUACUCUUCUUACUGGCCAGACUUGCGGUAACGGUAUCGUCGAAGGCGAUGAGGAGUGCGACUGUGGUGGCGCGUCAGGCUGUGAGGGCAACAAAUGCUGUAACCCCGAGACCUGCCGGUUCAUCGGCAACGCUGUAUGCGAUGAUUCCAACGAAGACUGCUGCCGCGACUGCGGUUUCGCUCCUGCCACCACCGUCUGCCGCGCUUCCGUCGGAGAGUGCGAUCCACAAGAGACGUGCACUGGAAGUUCGCCAUACUGCCCCGAGGACAAGACCAAGAAGGACGGCUCAGAUUGUGGCGAUGGUCUUAGCUGUGCUUCCGGACAGUGCACGAGCAGAGACAUGCAGUGCAAGACCAUCAUGGGUAGCUACACAAAGGGCAACGACACCUACGCCUGCGACAACAGCAACUGCAUGAUCAGCUGCGCCAGCCCAGAAUUCGGAGCAAGAUGCUAUGGAAUUCAGCAAAACUUCCUCGAUGGAACAAGUUGUACCGGUGGGGGUCAAUGUAGUAACGGGGUAUGCGAAGGCGGCUCCGUUGGCAAAGAAAUCACCACCUGGAUCCAACGCCACCUCCCACUCGUCAUCGGCCUUGCAGCUGGAAUCGGUGGCGCCAUCCUCCUCUGCAUCUUCUGCGGCUGCCUGCGCUCCUACCGCCGUCGCUCCAAACUCAAGAAAUACGCCCAGGCUCCCCCACCCAUGCCUUACCAAUCCGGCGGUAGCUCAAGGAGGAAUCGAAGCGGACCUAUGGGCCCUCCUCCCAUGGGCCAAUAUAACAACGGCUAUCCUCCUCCGCAGGGACCGCCACCAUCAAACGGUGCGUCGGGCCCGUGGCAACCGAAUCCGCAUGCGCCGAAUGGGAAUGUGCCCAUGCCGCCGCCGGUGCAUAGGAGUAGUGUGCGGUAUGCUUGAGCAUUCGUUUUGUUUUUUUGUUUGGAAGCCGUUUGAUAAGGCUAUAUCACGGUCAUUUAC